UGUAUUGCGUUCUAAUAAUUCGCCUGACGUCUAGAUACCAUGUCCUUCUAUAUUUGGUCUCUUUUUAUGCUUGAAAUUUCAAGAUGGGGCGUGUCAGGACCAAGACUGUCAAGAAGGGGGCCAGGGUGAUCAUUGAAAAGUACUACACCCGGCUGACUCUGGAUUUCCACACCAACAAGCGAGUGUGCGAAGAGAUCGCCAUCAUCCCUAGCAAGAAGCUGCGAAACAAGAUCGCUGGCUUUGUUACCCAUCUGAUGAAACGCAUCCAGGCCGGCCCUGUCCGCGGCAUCUCCAUCAAGCUCCAAGAGGAGGAGAGAGAGAGAAGGGAUAACUACGUCCCCGAGGUGUCGGCCAUCGAACAAGACAUCAUCGAGGUUGACCCGGACACCAAGGAAAUGCUGAAAGUCCUGGACUUUGGAACCAUACAGAACUUGCAGGUGACCGAGUCUGGUGCACCAGGCUUCCGUGCACCCCCUCAGCGGAUCUAGAGGCCAGGCCCUCCUACACUCACCAAGAUGCCACGCCCACAGAGCGGAACACAGACGGGCAUCGCUGCAGACUAGCACAUAGGGGAUUUGUCCCUAUAAAAAACAAAGGCCACCCAGGCAUUGCAUUUUAAGUUGGCCGUAUUAUCUGUAAACAAGAACCCUCAGAAUUCAGCAAAAUUUCAACGAUGGAUGUAAGAUACAAAGGGAUACUGGCUGAUCAAUAAAAACAUGGCUAAAAAGUA
Messenger RNA from Acanthaster planci (crown-of-thorns starfish), 730 nucleotides. It is a transcript of the gene rps17, whose product is annotated as ribosomal protein S17. NCBI's taxonomy places the organism in Eukaryota, Metazoa, Echinodermata, Asteroidea, Valvatida, Acanthasteridae. Gene Ontology annotation, biological process: translation. Gene Ontology annotation, molecular function: structural constituent of ribosome. Gene Ontology annotation, cellular component: ribosome. The record is from RefSeq and is a predicted model, not a curated record.